AUGGGAAGGGAUGUUACAAGCUUACACAUUGACAAAAAAACAAGUGAAAACCCUAAUGAUAGCACUCAAUCUGCAGUUCGUGUUGCUCCAAAAGCCUCACCUGAAAAAACCGGGAAUGCCCAGCUUCCUGAUGAAGUCAAUGAGGGACAGGAUGUGCUGGCAGUGAAAAGCACCAAUGGUGGGCUCGAGGAGAAGAUCAUUAAGGCCGAGGUACACAGUUCUGCUGAUAAAAAGAUGAACUCGCCAGCAAAUCUCGAAUCAGGGCCUGCUGAAAAUGGGACAAUUAAAGAGGACCAUGCUAAUGGGACCGAAUACAAUGGAUCCGGUUUAAAAGUUUUGUCCAAAUCUAGUGAUUUGGAUUCCCCCAAAUCGGGGAAGAAAUCCCAUUCGACCACAAAUUUAAUGUCAAGGAAGCAGCUAUAUGACGAAGAAGACAAUUGGUCAUUGGCUUCCUCUACUGCGACUUCUGUACGGACCAAAAUUACUGUUCCGGUUGCUCCAAGAUUCAGUUGUGUGAACCGUUUGGAGAGACGCAAAGAGUUUUAUACAAAGUUGGAAGAAAAGCACAAAGCCUUGGAGAAAGAAAAAGUCGAAUAUGAAGCAAGAAUCAAGGAAGAAGAACAAGCAGCAAUAAAGCAGCUGAGAAAGAAUAUGGUGGUCAAAGCAAAUCCUGUUCCCAGCUUUUAUCGUGAAGGGCCUCCACCAAAGGUUGAGCUUAAAAAGUUGCCAGUAACCCGCGCCAAAUCCCCAAAUUUGACGAGGAGAAAGAGCUGUGGUGAUGCAGUGAAAUCGUCUCCAGAGGACAAGGCAACGAUCCGUGGACGUGCUACCCGUCACAGUGUGGGCCCGGGCCCGUUUAAGGAAGUCAAAGCCUCUCCCAUUAUUAAAAAGGGUUCUCCCAUAACUCCCAAAAGCAAGGACCGUGCAAACGGGCCUAAGAAAGUCAAGAAUCAACAACCCAAAAAAGACGCAUCAGCCGAGAAUUCUCCCUCACAAGUCAAGAAUGAACAACCCGAAAAAGACACAUCAGCCGAGAAUUCUCUUGUGAGGGAGCCCGAAAAUGGAGAUAUUCCCAUUGUUGAGUCUUGA
This is a messenger RNA of Striga hermonthica, 1089 nucleotides long. The record is from the annotation of a GenBank genome assembly. NCBI's taxonomy places the organism in Eukaryota, Viridiplantae, Streptophyta, Magnoliopsida, Lamiales, Orobanchaceae.